UUUCGUCGGCUGAGUACGCGUUCGCUGUGAGCUUAGUAAGACAUGAGACUGUUUGUCUUCUGGUGGAAGCUGUGAAACUAUUUCUUCGUUGCCAUACAGUUGAGAAUUGUUGAUAGUAGUGUCCGCUUGCUGCUACUACUAGUGAGCACAUGCUAAAUGAAAGAGGGAAAAUAUCGAGCGUUUUAGGCAAGUGACAAGUGUAAUCGCAGCCAUAACAGGUGUGCAUUAGAACAAAGAAAAACCGGAAAACCGGAUCUACUGUGUCGGUGAAAGUGCAAGAUUUGGUCCUAAAAUUUAGUGUUCGGUUCGUUUGUUGAGUCCCGAAUAUUGGCGCACCACCUGGAAUAGCUUGGAAUAGCGGCGCACCACCUGGGAAUAACAGUGAUUGUUUUAUAUCGUUCGAAAUUUUAUUACCCAACAAAAUAUAAUGUGAAUGUAUAUAUCUGGUGUCAUUACUUUAGUGUAUAGUGAAUGUUUAUGUGUAAAAGCGUUUAUCUAGCAGUAUCAUAGUGUACCAGCAAUACAACAGUAUUUCAUCUGUCAGAAUUAAAGAGAAUACCCGUUGUUUCAUUUUUUACUGCGAGCAAACGUCCAUGUAGUUACGGUCGAAAUUUGAGCUUUCAGAAUCAAGCAAAAUAUCCCACUCGGUCCAAACCGCAGCAAGGAUCCAAGUGGGUUUUAGCACAUCAUUGUGUACACCAAAAGUAGAUACAAAUAGUAGUUAAAGUUGGCUGCCCAGGACGAUACGGGAACUGACCAACGUCAGGGUCAGCACUGCAGUGGUGCCACGAUGAGUCUGAAAAAGGCUAGCCGUACCAAAAGCUUGUCGCUGAGCGGCGAUGAUUUCCCGCUGCGACCGGUCAAACCACGGCCAGCGUUUGUCACACCGAAGCGGCCCGAAGACACGAUGAAGAUCAUGAAGUACAUUGAUGAUAACGUGAUAGGGAAGGGAGUUGCUUUCCUGGGGCCGUUCGGACGACGAAAAGUUGUUUAUGCUGAUUACGCUUCCUCGGGCCGUUCGCUUCAGUUUCUAGAAGACUACAUCAACAAAGAGGUACUACCCGCCUUCGGUGACACCAACUGCAUUUCCGCCGUCACCGGUUUGCAGUCUCAUCUGUAUGACAAUGAAGCUCGUGAUCUGGUUCGUGCAGCUGUCGGUGCAGUCCCCGAGGAUGCGAUCGUUUUCUGUGAUAAUCCUGCAGAACGGUUGUGCUUUCUACUGUCCACUACAGCGUACGAUAGCGGGAACAAACUGGCUCCAAUUCUGUUUGUUAGCAAUGCAGAACCCAUCGGCAAUCUUAAACCAUGGUUGGAUGCUGGCUGGUUGGUAGAAAAAAUUGCUAAAAAUCACGAAGGCUUUCUAGAUUUAGUUGAUUUGGAGAAGCGCUUGCUUCAAUUUGCCGAUGCCAAACGAAUGAUGGUGGGAUUGUUUUCCGGAGCUUCUCGCUUGACAGGCAUACUUGCGGAUGAUGUAGCUACCACGAUUUUGCUGCAUCAGUAUGACGCGUUAUCAAUCUGGGAUCACAGUGUAGCCGUUUCAUGUGCACCAAUCAACACUAACCCGAUUUUACCAGGAGCGCAAAAAGAUGCCAUUUUUUUCCACUGUAAUCGCAUGGUUGGUGGGGUGCAAGCUCCAGGAGUUCUGGUUGUUAAACGAAAGUUAGUGGAAAACAGUGCAUCAUUCUUGAGUGACACCGUAGGGGUCGUAAGUGCAGUACGAGCAGGUUUGGUUCUGCAAUUGAAAGAAUCGCUAGGAGUUCAAGCCAUCAUGCAUCGGAUGGAGAAAAUAUGCAAGCAAAUGCUAGCACAUGUGCGAACUAUUCCCGAGAUCGCUCUGCUAGGGCCAUUAUGCACAACAGCUAAACGUUUACCGACUCUGUGUUUCAUGGUUCGCCAUCCGCGUGGGGCUUUCCUACACCAUCGUUUCGUGGUAGCCGUGUUAAACGAUGUAUUUGGGAUCCAGGCAACAGCAGAUAAUAUGAUAGCGGAUUCUCUCGGAAUAAAUCCGAAACUUGCAGUCGAGUACGAAAAAGUGCUAAACGAUGGUUCGAUUAAAGCAGGUGGUAUUCACCCAGGAUACAUAAGGAUUACGUUUCCAUUCUUUAUGACAGAAGCGGAAGUGGCGUUCAUAUUAGAAGCUCUAAAAAUGGUCGCGACAGAAGCGUGGAAAUUAUUGCCUCAGUAUGAGAUAGACAAUAGGACUGGAGAAUGGAGACAUCAUUCUAAUUCGUUAGCCAAGGAACGCAAGUGGCUCGGAACGAUUCGAUAUACGGACGGAAAAAUGCUGUUCUCUGAUAGGCGAAUAUCAGGCCCGGGAACAUUUCCACAAAGCCACCCUGAUUGUUUACAGACGGCUAGAAACCUGUUCAACCGAGCCCGCAAAAUGGCCCAGAGAUCAGCUUCUGAUGAAAUUAUCCUGAAGCUGUCGAAUUCGUUGCUAGAAAAUCUUCGCUGGUAUAUGUUACCUGGAGAAGCACAUGAGCUGUUACUUGGUCAUUCUCACAGUGUCAAAAAUACCGUGCCAUUCGACCCCACCAAAAUUGCAGAGAAUCCUUCGCUAAUUAUGAUCCACCGACACCAUAGUCUGUCAGCAUUAGAUAUAAAACGGUUCAAAAGCAGAAGUCUUCCCGCAUCACCGAUGCAACUUUCGCUUCGUAGACAGCACUCAAGUUCUCCACAACAAUCGCAUAGUCCGACACCAACACCGACUUCAUCGCCACCAAUUGUGCGGUUUUCGCUUGGAGGUGAAGUCAGUACGUACAGCCCACCUCGAGUAAACAGUCUGAAUACUCAUGACGCCAUCGGAAACACCAGUAGAAACAGAUGUAAUAGCUGGGGCUCAUCAACAACCAGAUCGGCAAAGGCUGGCAGCCCCAUACACAGUAAUGGAACUAACACAUGUAUUGUCGAUGGUGGUGGUGUUAGCAAUAGUACUGUCAAUCAUGACACCGGUCUGGAUAUUCUCGGACUGCAAACUCGAUAUCAUCUAGGCUUUGUUCAACAUUCACGCCGGCAAACCAAGAAUUCGAAUACUUCAAUGGUGAUUCCAACAUCGGGUGUUGAGAUAGAUGCUGGAUUGGUCCGUACUCACAGCGAACGCUCGCCGCCACCCAUUUUGGCGGUUAAACCGAAACAGAGGUCCUGUUCCUGCAGUAGCCAGACGGAUCUCAGCAUGGGCUCUAGCAGCGAGAAUCUAGCUACUGCAGUAGCAGCCAGCUUCGACGGUUCGCAAGCACCAAGCUUGUCGAACCUGCAAGCAAUGUUCACGGGAAGUAGUUGCAGUGAUAGCGCCGAGGAUAUUCAGGCUUACGUGAAGGAAGUAACCAAAGAACUUGCCACCGAAAUUAAGUCGGAAAUCCGUGAAGUCAUAUCCAAAGUCGAAGACGUACUGGAAAGUACCGAUAGCGUGGACCUUAGCGGAACGGCCUUUAAUUCAUUGGGAAAUAUUAGCUUCUCUAACGACAACAAACGAGAUUCUAUCUCUACCAGUGAUGUGGUGGAUUAUCUCAAGGAGUACAGCAAAGGCAUGAUGAUAGAGGUUAAAUCGGAAAUCCGCGAUGCAAUGAAUGCAGUGGACGGAAUUAUCUCACCGGAUAGUAGUUUGGGAAUGCGGAAAAAUUCUCCCCCCGAUGUUUUGAAGCCUAGCGGCGGAGGGCCCAGACUUUUAAUAAAACAACGUUAUAGCGAUAUCACCCCAGCUGACCGGCCCAAGUCCGCAGACAUUGACAAACACCGAUCCGAAUCGUUUCCCCGACCAAAUGCUAUUCUCACUGCACCGAGUCCGGAUAAUUUUGCACCUACUUUUUCGUAUACUGGCGCUAUUGCUAAAAAAAUAGAUCUCAUGUCGUCGAUGUCCUCGCAGGACUCAGGGAUAAACAUGAGCUUUAGUGAGCAGGAUGAUAAGCUAAAAGCUGCUGCUGCCAUCCGAGAUAGAAACCGUACCAUUUCAGCCCAGCUGGAGGAGUGUUCCAAUCAAUGUGAACUUUUCCAACGAAGAGUUGUUUCAGAGUCGGCAGCACCAGUCCCGGUUGAAACUCUGCAAUCACGACUUCCGGCCACACCGGAAGUUGAGGUCGCAUCUAAAAAUCCGCUGAUUCGACAGCCAGCAGUAAUGAAAAGCCCGCCUUCGCAAGAGCACGAACCUGCAACAGGCAGUCCUGAAGUUGCAACAUGGCAUAACCUUCCGAAGGACAUCUGGAAACAAGCAGCCGAGAUGUUAACUGUAGUGCUAGAAUGGUUCAAAGUUUAAGAAGGAAACAAAGCUUUUUCGAUAGUUUUUGUAUUAGGAAGUACAGAAUCUGCUUGAAGUCAUGUUUAUUGUUUGUGAAAACCAGCUUGAAUAUAUUGUUUAAUAAUUUUCGUUGCGAAUCAAGUGUUUUGAAGUAGAAUACUUCUCUCAGGAAGUUCGGCUACAUAGGGAUGUGAAAUGAAAAUCUAAACCGAAAAAAGUGAAAAAUAUGUCCAAUUUCAAAUGCUAAUAAAUCGGUUAGUUUUCGAUGGAUUUCCUUCGUUCUUGCAGCAAUAGAUUGGAAAAUCUUCUAAGAUUCUUCCCAAAAUAAGAUAAUUGUAACUUUAUUAUACACACUAUUGUACUAUUGAAAAUAGUCAAGCCUUGUCAAAACGAAAAAUUCGACCUCUGAUUGGUCGUUAUAUGCUUGCUUCCCAAGCACGGUCGACAGGAUCAUAUACCUUGCAAUUGAAAACAUGCUUUUCGGCCUAUAUAAGAGCCUGUUUCAGCCGGAGCCGCUCACAAUAGUUCUAGACAGCGACAACAGCAGUCGUCCUUCCUUAGCAGCAGCACUAACCCUGUGGUUGGUCACCACGUCUCAGGAGCAGCGCGGUUUUUCUCAGCGCGUGUCGCCAGACAGCCAUUAUUCCCCCCGUGUUGGGGCAGCAUGAAGAUUGCCAUCAGGAAAUCCAAUUUUGGAAAUCAAAAUGCCUUUGUCAAGGCAAAUAAACAAGUCAUUGAAAGUUAAUAAUUUUUGUCAACGCAAGCAAGCAUUCUGUGUUGCAUCCUAGCAAUUUAAAUCUGUCGCACCCGUCGAAUUUACUGAAUGUGAAAUAGCUUCCACAGUGCAUGUUGUCCGUGUAUCUUAAUUCCCCCAAUGUUAGGGCAGCUCAAAGGUUGUAAUUAGCAACCGAUUUUGAACCGCAAAAUGCUUUUUCAAGGCAAAUAAACAAAUAAUUGAAGGUUAAUAAUUUGCCCUGCUAGACCGCAUUCACAAAGACAGUUAGUUCGACUAUGCAGAGCUAUUAUGAAGUCGAUUCAAUCAAUCAGCAUAAACAGAAUUUCGUCGUCUCCCAGCUGCCAAGUUGCAACAUGAUGCAACACGCAACAGCGAGCAAACGAAAUCGCUUGAUGUUAAAAACCGCAAUAAGAUGCGGGUUAAAACCGUUGCGUGUGUGAGAGCACCAUCGGUGUUUAUUCGCUGGAUACAAAAAUCAAAUGCGAACUGUGGAAUAAUUCGUCUAAAGAACAUAAGGAAAUCGUAAGCCUGAACUGAAAGGCGUGGCCUAUUACGUAGCACCCUUCGGCUAUAAAAAAGUGUUUCUGGGAAAACUAGCUACAUUCAUUAGUCGGAGGGUGAACUGGAUGGACCUCCACAACGUUGACAGCAGUAGCAGCAGAUGUCGGCACUCAGCAGUAACAGACCAUAGCAGCGGGUCGCGCCUGUGGCUGCCUUCAAAUUAAACACUUGUCCUGUGGUUGGUCAUCACGUCUCAGGAGCAGCGCGGUUUUGAAGUAGAAUACUUCUCUCAGGAAGUUUGGCUACAUAGGGAUGUGAAGUGAAAAUCUAAAACCGAAAAAAGUGAAAAAUAUGUCAAAUAAUAAUAAUAUGUCAAAUAAAAUACUUCAAAUGCUAAUAAAUCGGUUAGUUUUCGAUGGA
Molecule: messenger RNA, 5888 nt
Organism: Wyeomyia smithii (pitcher-plant mosquito)
Lineage: Eukaryota; Metazoa; Arthropoda; Insecta; Diptera; Culicidae
Exons: 10
Coding region: 791-4249 (1152 amino acids)
Source: RefSeq, a predicted model, not a curated record